This is a messenger RNA of Zymoseptoria tritici IPO323, 574 nucleotides long. RefSeq lists its product as uncharacterized. The record is from RefSeq and is a predicted model, not a curated record. Lineage: Eukaryota; Fungi; Ascomycota; Dothideomycetes; Mycosphaerellales; Mycosphaerellaceae. The transcript is spliced from 3 exons. Bases 11 to 385 code for a protein of 124 amino acids. Gene Ontology annotation, cellular component: ribosome; mitochondrial small ribosomal subunit. Gene Ontology annotation, molecular function: structural constituent of ribosome; small ribosomal subunit rRNA binding. Gene Ontology annotation, biological process: translation.
GAUCAUCGCGAUGCUUUACGAACUAAUAGGCGUGGUCCGCCCUGGCCGCAGUGUCAACGAGAUCAAAGAAAUCACCAAAACGACCGGUAACAUCGUCCUCGCUGCCGGCGGCGUUGUGCGCGGCAUCACAAACUGGGGAACCUUCACAUUACCGAAGCCUGCACGGAAGCAGGGCGCUACCUACCACGAAGGCCACUACUUCAUCCUCCGAUUCGACUCGAGCGCACGAACACAACAUACCGUCCGACGAACACUAGGUCUCGAUCCGCGAAUGAUUCGAUACAGCGUCGUGCAGAUGGGUAGCAAAUUGCAGGAGAUCAAGGAUGUGGCUGGAAAGGUGGAGUGGAAGGCUGUUGCGAAUACAGGACCUCCUCUAUCUGGUUAAGGUCGGGAACAAGCAGAGCGCUUGCUCGGCGGAAUUGCAUGUACAGCAGGAUAUUGGGCAUGGUCGGCGUUUGGGGGUUUUGCAGGAUGGGUGUAAGAGCUGUCGAUGGAAAUACGCGGAAAUUACUCGUCCGAAGCGCUGUGGUCAGGCAUAGUAGGGAGCAAUAGAGAAUCAUAAGAAGGUGCCAUC